GGCCAGGAGAGGACAAAGGCAACCGCAGGGUAAGAGGGGUCACCUUCCAAGAUGGAGAAGUUCAAGGCUGCAAUGCUGUUGGGGAGUGUUGGAGAUGCCCUCGGCUAUGGAAACAUCUGCAGGGAGAACAGCGUUUUAGGCUCAAUCCAGGAGGAGCUGCAAAAGACAGGGGGGCUGGACAGCCUUGUGCUCUCACCUGGGAGGUGGCCAGUGAGCGACAACACCAUCAUGCACAUGGCGACUGCUGAAGCCCUGACCACAGACUACUGGUGCCUAGACGACCUGUACCGAGAGAUGGUAAAGCGCUACGUGGAGACGGUGGAGACGCUCUCAGAACAUCGGCCGGAUCCUUCCACGAUCGAGGGCUGCUCCCAGCUGAAACCGGAUAACUACCUCCUCGCGUGGCAUACGCCCUUCAGUGAAAAGGGUUCAGGAUUCGGAGCUGCCACCAAAGCGAUGUGCAUCGGAAUGCGGUACUGGAAGCCAGAACGGCUGGAGACGCUCAUCGAAGUCAGUAUUGAGUGCGGUAGGAUGACCCACAACCAUCCUACAGGUUUCCUUGGGUCCCUGUGCACAGCACUGUUUGCCUCUUACGCACUACAGGGAAAGCCACUCGUGCAGUGGGGAAGAGAGAUGCUGAAGGUGCUUCCUCUGGCUGAGGAGUACUGUAGGAAGACCAUCCGGCACAUGGCAGAGUACCAAGAACACUGGUUUUACUUCGAAGCAAAAUGGCAGUUUUAUUUGGAGGAAAGAAAAAUCAGAGAAGAUGCAGAAGACAAAGUCACCUUUCCUGACAACUAUGACGCAGAGGAGAGAGACAAGACCUACAAGAAGUGGAGCUCAGAAGGCCGAGGGGGGCGGCGCGGUCAUGAUGCCCCCAUGAUAGCCUACGAUGCCCUUCUUGCUUCGGGGAGCAACUGGACCGAGCUGUGCCAGCGAGCCAUGUUUCACGGAGGAGAGAGUGGAGCGACAGGGACGAUCGCCGGCUGCCUGUUCGGGUUGCUGCACGGCCUGGCCACUGUUCCACGGGGCUUGUACCAGGAGCUGGAACACAAAGGCAGACUAGAAGAUCUGGGCGCAGCCCUGCACCGCCUGUCCACAGAAGAAAAUUCCGAGAGCCCCAGGAUCAGCUGUGGGAAGAUAGCCAUGGACGCGCAGAUGCUAAAGAAGAGGAUCAGCAGGACAUGCGAUGAGGCAGCCCGCACCAUCCUCAGCAGCCUCUUGCUUUAUGUCUUGGAUCAUGCAGAUGGGCCCCAGAAGGUGGAAGACAGGACACACAGGACCAACCGCCCUUUCCAACUCCAGGAGGCGGGCCGGAGACCCACACGGUUCCAGCUUCUACAGGCUAAGUUCAUGGGCACUGGCCGGGAGCUCCACCUCAAGAAGACCCGGGAUGUGGGUCGGCUGAUCUCUAAAGACAAGCAAGGACCUGGUAGGAGUUUUGUAAAUGCCACCAUCAACAAGCUCCUGGAAAAGACCAAGGAAGUGGGCAGAAGCUCCAGCCAGAGGACCCCAGCCAGUGAGAAGGUCCGGUGGAGCCCAUCGAGCGGGAAGGGCACUGUGAAAAACAUCCUGAAGAAGUUCCUGGCUGCAGAAGAGAAGGCGGCCAAGGAGAACGAAGUAGGUGAGAAGCCCCCUGCCCAGCGGCCUGGAGCUGCCAGGGGCCUCCUGCCAAGAAUUGUGGGCCAGAGCUCCAUCCUCUCCAAGCUGAGGGAAAGAUUCGAACACAACAGCUGCCUGUACUCGGAGGCAGGCGUGCUGCCCCUGCACAGGGAGGGACUGAAGAGCAAGAACCUACAGAAGAGGAAAGUGCACAGGCCACAAGUGCGGGUGCUCCACGUGGCCACCAUGGCUACCAGCUGCACCAGAAUCCCCCCUGCCCAGUUUCUGGCCUGCACAGCUGAGCCUCUGCCAGCCCUCAGCAUCGCCACCAUCGUCUGCGGGCCCCAGAGCUGGUUGUCCCACUGUGCAAAACUUAGUCACUCGGAGUGCAGACGCUGGCCCACCGGGGCAGCCAACACGUUCUCCAACUCAGAAAACCUGGAGCCUGUUGGAAACAGAACACAAGGUCUCGAAAACAAGGAGAGCAAGGAACAUCUCCUGUCCUCAGUGCCCCAGGCAGUGGUUGACGUGGGUUUCUCUGGCAUACCUACUAAUGGCAAUGCUCUGCCUGGCCAUGCACCAGUGUUGUCCUCACGUGGACUGGACAGCCCCAGAAGUACUGGAGCAGUUGGAAAGGACAGAACAGUGGAGCCCAGUACACAAGAGGUGGCAGCAGACGCACAGGGAGCAAUGGAUAAUUUAAGAGGGGCCCCUGAAAUUGCCAUGACUGUGAGCAGCUCUGAGGAUGAAGCCGAAAGGACAGCCUCAGGCUUGGAAAGAGAGCCCUUCUUUGCCACCCAGAGGCACCUGCCAGAGCAGGAGGCUGUGAUUCAGAUCCACCUCCUUGCCCCGCUAGCAGUCCAGGCUGAGCGGCGAGCACAGCCCGCUAUCAAUCCUCCACAAAUCACCGUGCAGCUUCCCAUCGUUCAUGAGAUGCCAGCCUCUCCUGGUCGUGAAGACCAAUGUUCUCCGGUUGUGAGAAGAGAGGUCAUGGCUGGAACUGAACAGGCGGCAUCUUCCACUGUGACCAAGGAUAGGAGGGGUCCCCCAGCCCCAACAAUGCAGAGUCACCCCUGUGGGGUACCCGUGAGUCUCUGUCCUGCAACUCAGUACGGACUCCAGGAAGACCUAAGAGAUAGCGCCAGCGUAGGAGGUGAUGCCUCACAGAGGUUCCUAAUACCAAGUCCUUCCAAGACGUUUCCUGGUGGAACAGAGGGAAAACAGAGCCCUGAGAAGUCACAUGACCUCAGGAAUUGCAGUGGUGACAGCCCUUCCACGUACCUCAUUGCUGGGAGAAGCUAUGCAGGAGUGGGCACCUGCUCGACCACUGGCCUCCAGCAAGGGACAUCGACCACGAUGAUGGUGACAAGCCAGGACUGCAUACGGCCUGACGGUUCUAUAGCACUGGAGAAGAGCAUCCAGUUUGGACAGGAAGAGUGCCAAGGACCCCAGAAUGAGUCAGCUCAACCACCAGGCAGAACUCAGGAAAACAGCAGCCAUGAUUUGGGUAGCAACAGCCAGACCACAUUAAAUAAUCAGUCUAUUGCAAGGAUCAAAGCCUCUGGAAAGGCAAUAGGGACUGUCACUGAUCUCACAGUACCACAGCCAAGUAGUACUCAGCACCCUGAACUCAAGACAGCAGCAUGGCCAACUGGUACUCAGGACACUGAACUCAAGGUGGUACCACAUACGGGUGACUCCAAGGAGGUUGAAUACAAGACAGUGCCACAGACAAGUGCCCAAGAUGUUAGACAUACGCAAAUGUCAUGGGCAUGUGGUACCCAGAACGAUGCACACAGGAUCACACUACAGCCACAUGUUCCCCAGGGUGUGGAGCCCAACACAACGCCACACCUUGGUGGUUCCCAGGAGCCUAAACACGAGGUAACACUGGGGCCAAGCGGAGCCCAGAAUAUUGACCACAAGACACCACAGCAAGAUAGGACUCAAGAUAUUAAACUGACGACACUGCGGCCAGGUGGUGCCCAGGACCCUGAACAUAAGAUGGUGUCACAGGCAAGUGACAUCCAAGGUGCUGGACACAAAACAACCACAUGGGCAGGUGGUGCCCAAAACACUAGACAGAAGGCGUCUUCACAGCCGGGGGGUGUGCAGGGCACUAAAUACAAGAUAGGUGUUACCCCAGACACUGAGCACGAGGUGACCGCACAGGCUGGUGAUGCCCAGGAUGGAGAAGAAAGCCCUGAAAAGAAGACAACACCAUGGUCAGGAAGCGUCCGGGACUAUAAAGACAAGAUAACACAAGGACCCCACAGCCAUUCUUCUUUGGUAUCAAGCAGGUCCUCAAAGCAUGCGAGUAGAACCACUGAAGACCUAACGGGGAGCCGUCCCCUAAUGUCGGCAGCCCCAGUCGUUCAGACACAGGAAGCUGGGGAUUCUUGCCUGAUGUCUACUAAGUCUCCCCUAUGUGUUUCAAGUGAGUCACGGAACAAAAUUACAGCGGUGGAAAGAGACCCUCUGUGCCAAAGCACAGCAUCCCCAGAGCCACAAACAGAACCAGCAGAGACUCUGGACCACUCGCCGCGGCCCUCUGUGGGCCCACGGGCACUGGACAGAACGGAUCCUGAGAAAGAACAAUAUCUUUCUAGGGCGGCACACUCCCCUACAGGACCAGCCGCAAAGGGAGAGACCAGGCAGGUGGGGCUAGCCCACAGUCCAGAGCCUCCUGUUCCCAACCAGAAGGUAGAGCAUAGGUCUGCCCCCCAGGCAGAAACCUUGGGAGGUGAAGCCAAAGAGAUGCUGCCAACACAGGCAGACGUGGGCAGGCCACAGAGACAGCUCGGAUCGGAGGAAACUGGUACAGGACAUGUACGGUUACACCAGACUGGACAGUCAGAUGUACUGUGUGUGGUAGAUCCUCAGGCAUGGGCUUCUCAGGACCCAGUAGCUAAUGAAAAGAUACCGGUGGAGGAGAAUUCCUGUCAGCACAGGGACAGGACUCAGAAACAUCCCUCAAGACCACCAAAGAGGCUGGAAAAGAGCCCAACUCAAGGAGGAAGUCUCCAGGCUGGCAAGAAUCUAGCUACCCCAGGGAACCCUACGAAGUCUUGUGGCCUGGCUUUGCAGAAACAGACCCAGCGUCAGGGACAGGCCAGCCACCCAGUACCUCAGGCUUCGGGACCUGACAGCACUGCUGAAGGAGUCCUGACUGCUGGCACGAGUGGGGAGCCUCCCAGACGGGGCCCCUCAUUUGACAAUCAGCAAAGCCUGGUUGCCCAGCACCUGCCCAGAGAAACCCAGAGUCUGGCUAGUAGCAGGACCACAGCCGGCUCCCUGGAGAACACACAUGACGCUUCCUGGCUCACAUCUAAGGCUGGGAGCCACCCACUCUUCCAAUCCCUUGCCCAGGACGGGCCCCCAAGUGCCCCUAGGGCAGAAAAGGGCCUGUCAGACCAUAAGCACCCCAGGUCGGUGCACUUUGCAAAGUAUCGCGCCCAAAGCUUUCGGGACCAGGCGGCCUUCGAUCUGUCCUUCAGGCCCACAGCCCUCAGGGCCAGUGACGCCUUUGAGCCUCCAAAGUGAGAGCUCACCUUGAGUCAACAAGUCUGUCUCUAACUGAACGUGACUUUGAGCAUCCCCCUCCCCAACCCCCAGCCCCGAGAAAAUGUAGACAGACAUUAGUGUCUCUCAUUUCUUCUCUCUUCACAUGAACCAAUCCUGGGGAUGCAUACAGGUGGUGCUUGCGCAUGUUCGAGGCAGGUGUGAGACCCCUCUAGAUGAGGAAGAUGUUAGCUAUCCAAGGCUGCCGGCUACAGGCCAUUGCUUUCACAGGACCUUGUGAUGUCAGCCCAGCACUGCGACUUGGAGGACACGGAGCACUCACUCCUGUCUUGGCAGAAGAGAGACCAGUGUCACAGGCUGCCCUUUCUGUGUCCUCUGGCCCUCGGCUCCCCAGAGCUUCCCAAACAUGUUCCUCCCAGCCUACUACCCAAAAUCAGUGCCUGUGACCUAUGACCUAAACCUUGCCUAUGGGGAAGUGCAGUGCUUGCCUAACCCACAUCCCACUCCUAAGCUGGUCCCAGAGUCUUUUUUUUUUUUUUUUAAGAUUUAUUUAUUUAUUUAUUAUAUGUAAGUACACUGUAGCUAUCUUCAGAUGCACCAGAAGAGGGCAUCAGAUCUCAUUAUGGGUGGUUGUGAGCCACCAUGUGGUUGCUGGGAUUUGAACUCCGGACCUUCGGAAGAGCAGUCGGGUGCUCUUACCCACUGAGCCAUCUCACCAGCCCAGGUCCCAGAGUCUUGCUGAUCACAGUGAGACAUGGGGUCCCAGACUGGCUUGUCUCCUCAGCAGACAUCAGGAAAGAACCUCAAGGAGCCACGGGUGGCUUUCCCAACACUGAUUCCAAGCAUGAGGCAGCUCUCCCAUCCUGCUGUUGGCCAAGCUACAUGGGCUCCAGUUGUUUCCAGCUGCUGACUGCACUUCUGUCCAGGGCAUUUGCUCUCCUGAGACACACAAGGACAGUUAUAGUCGCCCACUGCACCUCGGCUUGGGAUAGUGGCCAUUAACAACUCAGUGUCCCGACUGCCCCUUGGUGUGUCUACUGUAAUCUAGAUCAAACUAGACAACUCUGGGCAGACUACACCUCUUCGAGCUCUGGUCGUCAUGCCCCCUGACUUGUGGGAUGCCCCACGGAUCCACUGAAGAGCUGAGGCGGUGAACAGGAUGUUCUCCUUUGGGGGACUUCCUCUCAGAAAAAUGGCAUCUGCGUCCUUGGAGACUUGCUGUUUGGUUUUGUCUCACUUGAGAAUUUCCCCGAAACACUCUGUCUGCUCUGGAGACUGGCUCUCUAUUUGCUGGGACUUCCUUUGUUUUCCAACUCAAAUAUCCAUAACAAGAAUGUCCUGUCGUAGCCAGCGUGGUGGCGCAGGCCUUUAAUCCCAGCACUUGGGAGGCAGAGGCAGGCGGAUUUCUGAGUUGGAGGCCAGCUUGGUCUACAAAGUGAGUUCCAGGACAGCCAGGGCUAUACAGGGAAACCCUGUCUCGAAAAACAAACAAACAAAAAUACCCCAAAUGAACAAAAAAAAAGAAUGUCCUGUCGUAUCCCAGAUGAAGCUGACUAUGGGUGACCCCACCCCAGCUCAGGGACCCCUGAGUGGGCCAUUACUUAGGAACCUGAGCCCCUGAUUAAUCAGGAAGCAGGUGUUUGUGUGUUGAGCACAGCAGGAGUCAGCUCCACAGCUUCUGUGGUCAGCACGUGCUCCCUCUGUAGGAGGCAGUGCUCCUCACCGUUUACAAGAGCCUUUGCUGAAGUUACAGGGGGUAUGUAAAUUUUCUGAACAAAGGGCACUGUCCCCUUGUGUCCUAUGUUGCACCCCUGGGGCCAUCCCCCUUAACCUGGGGUCUUGUGUAGUUAGAUGCCAGAGUGUUUGUUUUUCAAGCCCAGCCAAUACUGGGGGACAUGGAGCUAUGGGGUGCAGUGAUUCCCUACCCUACUCAGAGUCCCUAUAAAGCCAGGUCCUAGGGACUAUGAGACAGGAGGGUGGUCCCAGCAGAGAGCACAGACCUUCUUAGGCCUUUUUGGAAUUAUCAGCAACAUCUGCUCACACCAGUGGUGUUAGGAAGCAGCUCCAGCCCUUGAGAUGUCCGGGUAUGGCAAUCUCCCACCAGACAGACGCAAAACCGGUUUACGGGUUUUCUUCCUUUUACAUACUUGAUCCACAGAGGAUGUGAGGUGAUGUUUGAUCAAAAGUAUGGUGACCGACAGAGGCGAUUAUAAAACUUGCAUGCACACUGGAAAUCCUUUUAAGGAGACGUUGCUGAAGUUUUUUUUAAGAUGGAGUACUUUGGCAAACAAGAACUUUUAAACGGGCCUAAAAGUUGUGAGGAGCAAGCAAGCAAGGUCACACAGCAGGACCUUUGCAUGUAGCACAGCACGGUCAGCCUGUCCCCUUACACACGGCCACUGUGAAGUCGCCUGUGCCUUGAGGCUCAGGAGGCACAACUCAGCCUGGUGUUCAGGAAGGCUGUAAGCUAUUAAACGCUGCUCUAAUUGAAAUUAGAGCUAGUCUCUACUGCCAAGCCUAAACUAAGUCAGCAGAGAGCACACCAGAGUGUCUGUCAGGAAGAUCAUUGUCCUGUGGGGAGAGACCUGCAGCACCCCUGGGUUGAAACAACUAAUCCCCAAGGUGGUGGGCAGAGCAUCCCCCGUGACACGCCCUUGGGACUGUCCCUUCCUGAAUUGUGCAGAGACAACAGGACUUACUCUUUCAAUCAAAGAUCUCACUAGCGUUUUAGUUACAUAUCAACCCACGGUUCUGUUUCUAUCCUUCUUUGUAUAUUAGAACUCUAAAAUGGAUUAGUCAGAAAAAAAUAUUUUGGUAUAUUGUUUCCUUUGAAUGUGCACUAACUUUGGAUAGCUGGAAUUUUGUAAAAGGAAAUAAAUUAUAUUUCCCAUUAUAAA
Molecule: messenger RNA, 8021 nt
Organism: Mus musculus (house mouse)
Lineage: Eukaryota; Metazoa; Chordata; Mammalia; Rodentia; Muridae
Gene: Adprhl1
Product: ADP-ribosylhydrolase like 1
Exons: 8
Coding region: 52-5145 (1697 amino acids)
Biological process (GO): protein de-ADP-ribosylation
Cellular component (GO): sarcomere
Molecular function (GO): ADP-ribosylarginine-[protein] hydrolase activity; magnesium ion binding
Source: RefSeq, marked validated